This is a messenger RNA of Dendronephthya gigantea, 1122 nucleotides long. RefSeq names its product ubiquitin-conjugating enzyme E2 J1-like. The coding region runs from base 137 to 1000 and encodes 287 amino acids. The record is from RefSeq and is a predicted model, not a curated record. The transcript is spliced from 8 exons. Lineage: Eukaryota; Metazoa; Cnidaria; Anthozoa; Malacalcyonacea; Nephtheidae.
UGGUCGCUUUUGGUUGGUUGUAAAUAAAAAUGAUUUCGGUAUUUAAAUUAUUUUUAUCAUGGCUUUGUUAAAAAGCUUUUAAUAUGUCCGGAUGGUCAUUCAAGGAAAGUAAAUCUUAGAUUUUAUAUGAGAUAUAAUGGAGGGACAAUAUAACUUGAAAAGCCCAGCUGUAAAGCGUCUAAUGCGAGAGGCUAGAGAAUUAUGUGAAGCAACAUCCCAGUACUAUGCCCAACCUCUUGAGGACAAUUUGUUUGAAUGGCAUUUUACAGUUCAAGGUCCAAUUGACAGUGAGUUUGAGAAAGGACGCUACCAUGGUCGGAUCAUACUACCACCUGAAUAUCCUAUGAAACCACCUAGUAUUAUGCUUUUAACACCAAAUGGCCGGUUUGAACUUAACAAGAAGAUCUGCCUAAGUAUGUCAGCCCAUCAUCCUGAAACAUGGCAACCAUCUUGGAGUAUUCGAACUGUGUUACUUGCCAUCAUUGGUUUCAUGCCUUCGAAAGGCGGUGGAGCUAUUGGUGCCUUAGAUUACACCAGUGAAGAAAGAAGGAUAUUGGCCAAAAAGUCAAUGAGAUGGACAUGUGAUGUCUGUGGUAGCUGCAAUGGUGAUUCAUUGAGAGAAGAGGAUUCAAAAGAUAAAGGAGAAAGAUACAAAAGAGACAUUGAAUUAGCAUCACAAAUAAAUUUCAAGGGUGAAAAUGAAGCAAAAUCAGAAGAGAAGACAAAGGUAGAUGGUUCAGUUGCAACAGCAAAUGGUGAAAUAACGACCAACAGACAAAAUAUUGAGAACAUUUUAUCACAUAAUGAGGGAGCUACAGAGAGGACACAAAAUGUUAGAAAACGUACCAGAAAAACUUCCAGUCGCAGGCAGGAAAGUAAACACAGAACAACAGAAUCUGCCAAGGCUUCACAUUCAAAGGGAUAUUUAUCACUAAUUUUAAUACUUAUUUUUAUGCUAUGCCUCCUAAUGUUGCUACUUCGGCGGAUUUACUACAAGUAGUGGUAGUAUGUUUAUAAAUGAAUGAGAAUUUGUAAAGAAAAUCAUCUGUAAAGGUUUUACAGAAAUAUAUAUGUAUAGGAAUUAAUGGAGAUAUUGUACCACCGCUUACAGUUAAGGCACCU